AUGCAUUCGACGGAGUUCAAUGGGUGGUUGAGUCAGCCUGGCUGGGGUUUAAUCGGAUUUAAGACGUAUUUACGGAGCUCGGAAGGCGGUCUUUCAGCAGGAUGCGCCAACUCUGGCGUUGGGUUCGCAACGGCCAAAGCAAUCGCCUCAGCUUCGCCAGACUACCUUGUAAUCAUCGGCAGUCGCGUUCUGGAGAACGGCCAGGCGGUGGUCGAGGAAAUCCAAUCACUCGAGACGACAAAAGGCACCCUCACCAGCAUCCAAGUCGAUGUCACGGAUCGUGAGUCCAUCGCGAGCGCCGCAAAGCAGGUCGAUUCGCAGUUCGGGCGUGUCGACGUUUUAAUCAACAAUGCAGGCGUUCUCUCCAAGUCCCCAUCGACGAAACUCGCAAUGGAAGAGACGUUCGCCGUAAACUGUAUCGGACCGGCACUCGUCGCUGAAAUCUUUAAUCCUCUCCUGCUGAAAUCGGAUCGCCCUUACUCGAUAUUCAUCUCGAGUGCGCUGGGUUCGCUAACGGAGGCUGCGGAUCCCACAUCCCCCCACUCCUCUUAUGACGGUGUGCCGUAUCGGAUGAGCAAGGCGGCACUAAAUAUGUUGGCUGUACAGCAGCAUAAGCAAUUUGGACCCAAGGGAAUAAAGGUCUUCACUUUGUGUCCGGGGCUGGUGAGGUCGAAUCUGAGAGGAAAGGAUGAAAAUGCUAUAUCUUCUGGUGGAAGGGCGGGUGAUCCUAUGGUCUCUGCGCAAAUGAUAUUGGGGGUGAUGCAGGGUCAGCGAGAUGGCGAUGUUGGGAAGUUUUUGCAGGAGGAUUCGGUCUGUGACUGGUGA
Messenger RNA from Aspergillus clavatus NRRL 1, 825 nucleotides. Its product is annotated as putative short chain dehydrogenase/reductase. The transcript is spliced from 2 exons. The record is from RefSeq and is a predicted model, not a curated record. Lineage: Eukaryota; Fungi; Ascomycota; Eurotiomycetes; Eurotiales; Aspergillaceae. Bases 1 to 825 code for a protein of 274 amino acids.